Messenger RNA from Cherax quadricarinatus, 1882 nucleotides. It is a transcript of the gene PolZ2, whose product is annotated as DNA polymerase zeta subunit 2. Gene Ontology annotation, cellular component: zeta DNA polymerase complex. NCBI's taxonomy places the organism in Eukaryota, Metazoa, Arthropoda, Malacostraca, Decapoda, Parastacidae. The record is from RefSeq and is a predicted model, not a curated record.
GCUUAAAUCUUUAUUUAGUACAUCAGUAAGAAGUAGUUUAUGUAUAUAUAAAUACUUUGUAUUUCUACCUGGAUAAUUAUAAAUUACAUAUAGAUAAUACCAGUGAUCUCAUCGAUGUUACUAAGUCACCGAUUAGUGAUCAAUAGAUAAGAAUCCUCUGAUAUUUUCUUACUGACGAAGAGUUCUUCCAUAUAUAAAUUAAGUUACAUUAUCGAUAACCUCUAACUUAAUCUAAUUUAAGCCUAAAUUAUAUUGUUGGAUAAGACUUGGUUAUUUAAUUAAGUCACCGAAUCUGCCGCCUGGAUAACUCACUGACGAUGAUGGACAAGUGUCUCAUGUCAAGGAGCCCACACUCAAUGCUUCAAGAGGCAGUGUGAAAUGCAGAGCAGUUGAAGCAUCAUACUGUACUGUACUGUACUAUAGAAUAAGCUGCCAUGGACUUUUCUGUGUCAUCUGAUAUUGUGGUGGAGCUCCUUGAGGUUGCUAUCAACCUAAUACUGUACACCAGAGAAAUUUAUCCUCAAUCAGUUUUUCAAAGAAGAAAAAAGUACAGCAUCCCCGUACAGAUGUGUAUUCACCCAGGGCUGCGGUCGUAUAUUGGUGAAUGUGUAAGCUCAAUUCGUCCAGUUUUGGAGAAAGGUGAAGUAGAAAAGGUUGUUGUUGCAGUACUGUCAACUGAGGGAGUCCCAGUUGAAAAGUUUGUAUUUGAAAUUGUGCAGAAGCCGACUAAACCUCAUGAGAUCAAGAAAGACCCGCAGUUGUUACGUAUGGAAGAGGCUUUGCGAGCUUUCUGCCUCAAACUGAGCAUCAGUGACUCCCUCUUGCAACCUCUUCCCCCUGGCUGCUCUUUCGCAGUUCAUAUCCAUGUUCCUGAACAUGUACCAGCUGUCAUGAGUUCAGGGAAUCAGUACCAGGAUUUCCCAUGGGUAGAAGCUGAGAAGGAACAAACGGAGGUGCACGACCCACACAUUGUGCCUCUCAAAACACUGAGAACGGAGUUGUGCAGAAUGCAACUGUAUGUUGAAGAGAGCAGCAAAAAACAAAGCUCAAGCGAAUAAGGUUAUAAUCCAUGGUUGUUAUAACAACAUAAAAUGUGUGCUCAUCAUCAGUAGAGGAAAAUCCUGUUACUAUAUUUUAUGGCAACCAAGAUGCUAUGGUGUCAAGGAUGCCCUCCCCCCCAAUUCUGAUUUGCUAAAUUUUGGAAAAAAAGAUAAAUGGUACUUCGGCCUCUAAGACGCUGGUAAAUUUUCGAGACUUAUUUUUAGAAAAAAUAGCAUCUUCGAUGCUGUAACAUACAGUAUAGCUCUACAAGUCAUCCAUGACUAAAAGUCAUUGUAAUGAAAAUAAGAUACAAUGCAUAGUAUAGUGAAUAAUACAUAGUAUAAUGUAAGGUAUGAGAUCCUUUUAUGGAGACAGUGUGUAAUGUAUAUGAUCCUUUUAUAUAAAUGGUGCUCUCUUGUAAGUCUUCCUGUUUAUAUUUAUGAUUGAUAACAAUUCAGUGGGACUGAAUUUGAGAAUACUUAUUUAUGUGUAUAUACUUUAUUUAUUUAUUCCAAAACAGUAUUCUAAUUAUUUCAUAAAACCAAUAAAUAUUUCUGUAAUUGAUUUUUGUAUUUUUGCAAGAUGACUUUUGUUUUACUGUAAAUAUAAAAAAAAGGACAAACUUGCUAAAUGAGCUUUUUAUAAAUAUUAGUUUUAUUGUAUGGAUGAGAAAAAUAUAUAAACAUUAUAUGAUUGAAUGUGUUACCUUUAUUUUAGAUACUGCACUGUAUACUGUACAUUAUUUAUUUUACAUCACAAGAAAUUAUUUCAUGAUGACUCGGUUCUUUAAAAAAAAUCAAAGUUAUAUGCUGUAUAGUUUAAUAAAUGUUUUAUUAACUUA